UAGCUAUCAAACUAAUUCAAAUACAGACACAUUGAUCAAAAUAUAAUACAAAUAGAUAUUUUAAAUCAUGUUUCAAUCAAAAGACUGCAAAGAAAGAUAGUUAAAUAAUUAAAUAUAGAUUCAAUUAUUUAAAAUUCAUUGUUACUGUAAUUGACAUUGUUUCAGUUAUGCUGUUACUGCAGAUAUGAGGUAAACAGCUGUUCGCCAACACUUCCAAUAAAAUGAUGUUACAAAUGCAACAGACACCUAUACUACGAAAUGCUUUCAGACAGUUGUUGGUGUCUAAACAAUUCCACAGCAAGCGUUCCGGAGACCAGCAUAAAAUUAAAUCCCAAUUCAAAUGGCGUAAUGUGUCGUACGUAAGACUGGGAGCUCUAGUCGCUGGUGUCUGCGCCGUUGGCUACGAUGGCGUUGUCAACGACUUCACAUACUGUGGAUCAUUUGUGCGCUUCGUGAGGUCACUGAAGACAGCUACACUGAUAGCCGUAGAUUAUUUGGGGCUGGACAAAAAUGAUCCAGCCUAUGAGCAGAACAUAAAAUUGGUGCACCAAAACAGUGCGAACCGCUUAUUGGAAACGUGCCUGCUAAACGGUGGUCUCUACAUAAAAGUGGGUCAAGGAUUUGCGGCCAUCAAUCAUAUAUUGCCAGUUGAAUACACUCAAACGUUGGCAAAGCUUCAGGACCAAUGCCUUCCAACAACAAAGGCGGAUAUACAGAAAGUGUUUCAAACCGAUUUUGGUAAACUACCCGAGGAGAUUUACAAAGAAUUUGAUUACACGCCUGUUGCAGCGGCCAGCUUGGCGCAGGUCUUCAAAGCGAGGCUGCAUACUGGACAGCAGGUGGCUGUGAAAGUGCAGUAUAGCGAUUUACAGAAGCGUUUUAUCAGCGACUUGGCUACGAUUAUCUUUCUGCAGGACAUAGUUGAGUUAAUUUUUAAAGACUAUAAUUUCGGUUGGAUAAUGAGGGAUCUCCGCAAGAAUCUUGUUCAAGAGUUGAACUUUGAGCAAGAGGCUAGAAACGCAGAGCGCUGUGCCAAGGAUCUUCGCAAGCUGACCUACGUGCAUGUGCCCAAAGUCUAUUGGGGACUCACCAUGAGACGUGUGCUGACCUUGGAAUGGAUUGAUGGCAUUAAAGUGAGCGACAUUGAGGGCAUUAAGAAGCUAGGCCUUAGCCUAAUAGACGUCGAUCGUAAACUGUUUAUAAUGUUUGCCGAGCAAAUCUUUAAGUCGGGCUUUGUCCAUGCGGAUCCUCAUCCCGGCAACAUAUUUCUGCGUAAAAACCAACAAAAUGGCAAAGCGGACAUCGUAAUACUCGAUCAUGGACUUUAUGAACACCUGCCACGUAGUGUGCGAAUCGCUCUGUCUGACUUCUGGGUGGCCACUGUUCAACGAGAUGAGAUGAGAAUGAAAGCUGCCGCAAAUAAAAUGCGAGUUGUCGAUUAUAUGAAGUUUGCUUCAGUACUGUUCCAACAGCCUGUGGGAAUUGAAGGUCCAAGCAUACGCAGCAAACUCACGCAGCAGGACAUAGAUUAUAUGCAGAAAGUGGCCAAGCAUCAGUUUGAGAUAAUCAUGAAUACCCUAAAGGAGAUGCCGCGCUGCUUGCUCUUUGUGACUCGGAACCUGAAUAUUGUUCGCGCCAUUAGCAACAUGCACGGCGAUGUGGUGGAUAGACCACGUCUCAUGGCUCGCUGCGCACAGCGUUCUAUCUAUGAUCAAAGUAGUCGCUCGCCGGUGGCGUAUUUAUCCUGGUUAACCCGCCGCAUCUACUUUGAAUAUUGCUUGUGGGUGUCUGGUUUUAAGAUUCGUCUAAUUGAUUGGUACUUAAAUUUCUUAUAUCUGGUGGGAAGAGCGCCAGAGAGCGCCAAGACUUUAAUAAAAGACGUUAUGGAUCAGGAAAAGCAAAUGUUGAAUUAGACAAAGCCGACUCCAAGAUUCCAAUUUUAUGUGCGAACUAUGAUGAAAUGUGCUUUAUUCCAGUGACAAUAGCAUUUGCUAUCUAACAUUAUUUCUAAAAAAACACCAAUUUUUUUUAAAUUUGUCAGUCAUGUAAUGUCAUUUAAUUAUUCCAAAUGGUGUCAUAAUAAAAGCCAAUUGAA
Molecule: messenger RNA, 2095 nt
Organism: Drosophila hydei
Lineage: Eukaryota; Metazoa; Arthropoda; Insecta; Diptera; Drosophilidae
Gene: Adck5
Exons: 5
Coding region: 222-1913 (563 amino acids)
Source: RefSeq, a predicted model, not a curated record